Messenger RNA from Andrographis paniculata, 1173 nucleotides. Its product is annotated as transcription factor LAF1. Bases 354 to 1163 code for a protein of 269 amino acids. The record is from RefSeq and is a predicted model, not a curated record. NCBI's taxonomy places the organism in Eukaryota, Viridiplantae, Streptophyta, Magnoliopsida, Lamiales, Acanthaceae. The transcript is spliced from 3 exons.
UGAAUAGAGAGUAGGUUUACGCCUGCAUGUUGACAUCAGCAAAAGGAUCCAAAGAAGAACCACCCUCCAUUUUUGGUCUCCUUCAAGACAUUCCACAAAUGGGACACGACACCUAUGCUUCAAUCCCACACAACAAACAAUCAAUCAAUCAAAUACCCCUCUUCUUCAUUCUAUUCUUUACUCAGAAUAAAAGUGGUGGUUAGUGAGGAACCUUUAAUUUAUUUAUAUUUUUAAAGUUUUUUGGGGAUGACCAACUACUGCUUCCCUUUAAAUUUUCUGAGUAACCUCUCCUCAGACUUCAUGUCCUAAACUCCCCCUGUUUCUUCAUUACAUUGUCCACAUUACCCUGUCCGAUGGGCUGCGUGGCGCCAGAGAGGCCGGGGAAGAAGUACAAGAAGGGGCUGUGGUCGCCGGAAGAAGACCAGAAGUUGAGAGACUGUAUCCUCAACUACGGCCAUGGCUGUUGGAGCUCGGUACCUACCAAUGCAGGCUUACAUAGAAGUGGAAAAAGCUGCAGAUUAAGAUGGAUCAAUUAUCUACGGCCAGGACUAAAGCGCGGGGCAUUUAGCUCAGAAGAGGAAGAGACAGUGUUGUCGCUUCAUGGUGUGUUAGGCAACAAGUGGUCUCAGAUUGCACAACAUUUACCGGGACGAACUGAUAAUGAGAUAAAAAACCACUGGCAUUCUCAUCUAAAAAAAAGAGUUUCCAAAGCAGUUGAAGCACGGCUUCCACAUCGAAUAAAUGAAUGCACAGACAGGGAAAUUCAAGGAUGCGAGCGAUCGUGUUUUUCACUAACAAACACAGAAGAGUCAGUGACUUUGCAGAUAGAACAAUCAAGUGAUAUUCAAAAGAGUAACUUACCGAAGGUUCUUUUUGCUGAGUGGCUCAUGUUGGACCAAUUUCAUGACACAAACACAAGCUCUGGCAGCGUGUCUGUUUCCAAGUACUCUGCUGAAGAUAUUACUUCGAAUUCUGAAGAUUCCCUUGUUCACAGUCUGAUGUUCGACGAAGGGGCGUUUGCCGGUGAAGUUCAACCGUUGUCCAACUCUAUCCUUGUUGAUGAAAUGUUUCAUGCAUCGUUCGAGGAUCAAGUGAGGCAGAGUGGCAUGAUCGACUAUUUUCCUGGAGAAUUCAACAUAAACUAUGACCUGAUGCACAUGUGAAGGAUGUUAG